AUGACGUUUGGAAAGUUUGUGGGACCUGGAUUCAUGGUUUCUGUUGCAUACAUCGACCCCGGAAACUACUCUACCGACAUUGCGGCGGGCUCUUCGUACCGCUUCAAGCUCCUCUUCAUCGUCCUGCUCAGCAACCUCUUCGCCAUCCUCCUCCAGAGCCUCGCCAUCCAGCUGGGCACCGUCACGGGGCUCGAUCUGGCAUCGGCAUGUCGCGCCUAUCUGCCACGAUGGCUCAACUACUUUCUCUAUGCGCUGGCUGAAGUUGCCAUCAUUGCCACUGAUAUCGCCGAGGUUAUUGGCACGGCCAUUGCGCUCAACCUCCUCAUCCCCAAGCUGCCCCUUGUCGCCGGCUGCGCUCUAUCUAUCCUCGACGUCAUGGCCAUCCUCAUUUUCUACCGCCCAGACGGCUCCAUGAAAGGUCUCCGCAUCUUUGAGUUCUUCGUCCUCCUUUUGGUUCUGGGCGUCGUCAUCUGCUUCUGCAUCCAGCUCUCGCUCAUCAAGCACACCAGCGUCGGCGAGGUCUUCAAGGGCUACCUCCCCUCCUCGGCCAUUGUCCAGUCCGACGGCCUCUACCAAGCCUGUGGUAUCCUCGGCGCCACCGUCAUGCCUCACAGCCUGUACCUGGGAUCCGGCAUCGUCAAGCCGCGCCUCAAGGACUACGAUGAGAAGCACGGUCUCAUGCCCCAGGAACCCGUGUCGGCGGCUUCGUCGACCAUGGACGGAAGCUACGAUAAGGUCUUCUACAUUCCCUCUCUAGCGGCCAUCAAGCACUGCCUCAAGUACUCCAUCACCGAGCUGGCGCUGUCACUCUUUACCUUUGCCCUGUUCGUCAACUCGGCCAUUCUCAUCGUCGCCGGCGCUUCUCUCUACGGUAACCCAGACGCCCUUACCGCAGACAUCUUUGGCAUUCACCAGCUGCUUUCUAGCAGCAUCUCGUCUGGCGCGGGAACCAUCUUUGCCCUGGCCCUCCUCCUCUCGGGUGUCUCUGCCGGUAUUGUAUGCACCAUUGCCGGUCAGAUGGUCAGCGAGGGCGCUCUCCGGUGGAGAAUGAAGCCCUGGCUGCGACGCCUCAUCACGCGAUCCAUCAGCAUAACGCCUUCCAUCAUCAUCGCUGGUGCAGUCGGGCGAAAGGGUCUCGACUCAGCCCUCAACGCCUCUCAGGUCGUGCUCAGUACCGUACUGCCAUUUGUGACGUUCCCGCUCAUCUACUUCACUGCCCGGUCACGGUACAUGAUGGUGCAGCCUGGCCGAGCUCGGCUCCAGAUCGAGUCAAGGGAAGGGGAAGAUGGCCACCCGAUUGGCGGGCCGGCCACGGACAUGUCCAACGGCUGGGUGCUCAUCAUUCUCAGCGCCCUCGUCUGGCUGCUCAUUGCCGUGAUGAACGUCGCGAACCUGGUGCUGCUGGGGUUGGGCAAUUCAUGA
Molecule: messenger RNA, 1422 nt
Organism: Trichoderma virens Gv29-8
Lineage: Eukaryota; Fungi; Ascomycota; Sordariomycetes; Hypocreales; Hypocreaceae
Exons: 3
Coding region: 1-1422 (473 amino acids)
Biological process (GO): intracellular manganese ion homeostasis; iron ion transport
Cellular component (GO): membrane
Molecular function (GO): manganese ion transmembrane transporter activity; cadmium ion transmembrane transporter activity
Source: RefSeq, a predicted model, not a curated record